Messenger RNA from Cryphonectria parasitica EP155, 4769 nucleotides. RefSeq lists its product as uncharacterized. Gene Ontology annotation, cellular component: mRNA cleavage and polyadenylation specificity factor complex; nucleus. Bases 151 to 4518 code for a protein of 1455 amino acids. Gene Ontology annotation, molecular function: protein binding; nucleic acid binding. Lineage: Eukaryota; Fungi; Ascomycota; Sordariomycetes; Diaporthales; Cryphonectriaceae. The transcript is spliced from 5 exons. The record is from RefSeq and is a predicted model, not a curated record.
AAUUCCACAACAAGAACAGCACUGGUGCUUGUCAGCAGCCUCCCUUCUGUGGCUCUUUUUGUGUCUUGUUCUUCAAUUCACUAGGAACAAUACUGAGCUGUUAGCUGUCCUUUCAUGGACAACAUCUAGCAUGACCGGACAGGAUUCACGAUGCAGUGCUAUACUGAGUUGACGCCUCCCACGGCUAUCACCCACUCUCUCGAUAUACCCUUCCUGUCAGCCCAGAGUAACAAUCUCAUUGUUGCAAGGUCAUCUCUCCUCCAGAUCUUCAACACAAAGACCAUUACUGCCGAGAUCGACAACUCCCAGUCCUCGACCCUCCACUCGACCAAGGCAACUGCACAAUACGACAGCCGGAUCAACGACGACGAUGGACUCGAGUCCUCCUUCCUGGGUGGCGACGCAGCCUUCCAGAAAUCCGACCGCACGAACAAUACGAAGCUCGUUCUCGUCACCGAGAUUAGCCUCUCGGGAACGGUGACGGGGCUGGCGAGGAUCAAGACACAGAACACGCUGUCUGGCGGCGAAGCUCUGCUGGUCCAGUUUAAAGACGCAAAGUUGAGUCUGCUGGAGUGGGACCCCGCGCGAUACACCGUGACAACCAUAUCAAUCCACUAUUAUGAGCAAGAGGAACACCAGGGCAGCCCUUGGGCUCCUGCGCUGAAUGACUGUGUCAACUUCCUCGUCGCAGACCCUGGGAGCAGAUGCGCCGCCCUCAAAUUUGGCUCCAGGAACUUGGCCAUCUUGCCCUUCAAGCAGGCCGACGAGGAAGACAUUGCAAUGGAUGAUUGGGAUCCAGAUCUAGAUGGGCCCAAACCUGCCAAGCAGGAAAAUACAUCCUCAGCCGUUGUAAAUGGAACUAGCAACAUAGAAGACACACCAUAUUCACCAUCAUUUGUCCUUCGACUUUCCAUACUCGAUCCCAACCUCAUCUAUCCUGUUGACCUCGCGUUUCUCUACGAGUAUAGAGAGCCCACAUUCGGCAUUCUAUCCUCCAAGCUGGGGCCGUCUGCUGCGAUAGGUCGAAAAGACCACCUGUUCUUCAUGGUGUUUACGCUAGACCUACAACAGAAAGCUUCCACUACUAUUCUUUCUGUCGGCGGUCUUCCCCAUGACUUGUUCAAGGUCAUCGCGCUGCCUGCACCUGUUGGUGGUGCUCUGCUUGUUGGCGCCAACGAGCUAAUCCACAUCGAUCAGUCGGGUGCCUCUAACGGAGUGGCAGUAAAUCCCUUCACCAAGCAAUGCACGGACUUCAGUCUCACAGACCAGUCUGAUCUUGGCCUCCGCCUGGAGGGCUGUACUCUCAACUUCCUCUCGCCAGAGAAUGGCCAAAUGCUGAUCGUUCUGUCUGACGGCCGUCUUGCAACCCUGGACUUUCUCAUUGACGGGCGUAGAGUUUCCGGCCUCACCAUCAAGCUUGUGGCUCCUGCGUCCGGGGGAAAUAUCAUUUCAGGCAGGAUAUCAUCACUCAGUCGUCUAGGCAGGAACACCCUGUUCGCAGGGAGUGAGAGCGGGGACUCAGUCGUUUUCGGCUGGAUACGCAAGAACAGCCAGACGUCAAAGAAGAAGUCUCAUAUGCAAGAGUCUCUUGACUUCGAGGACUUCGAUGAGGAUGAUGUGGAAGAUGAGGAUGACCUCUAUGCAGAUACGACCACAGCCACGCAAGCAAGUAGUGGUGCCGCAGCCGCGAAAGCAGGAGAGCUGGUGUUUCGGAUCCACGACACGCUCACGAAUAUUGCGCCGAUACAAGACAUUACGUACGGGAAACCGCCUGCAGAAGCCGACGUGAAGGUACAGCAGAACUUGCUUGGCGUGCAGAGUGACUUGCAACUUGUGGCUGCCGUGGGUGUUGGGAAAGCUGGCUCUCUUGCAAUUAUGAACCGUGAGAUACAACCCAAGGUUAUUGGCCGCUUCGACUUUCCCGAAGCUCGGGGUCUAUGGACCAUGAAUGUUCAGAAACCUAUGCCAAAGGUCCUGCAAGAGGGGAAGGGGAGCCAGGCUAUGGGUGAUGAUUACGACUUGUCUGCGCAGUACGACAAGUUUAUGAUCGUUGCGAAGAUCGACCUAGAUAAUUACGAGACAUCUGAUGUCUACGCGUUGACAUCAGCUGGCUUCGAAUCUUUGACGGGAACAGAAUUCGAGCCUGCAGCAGGCUUCACGGUAGAAGCAGGGACGAUGGCAAACCAUCGCCGGGUGAUCCAGGUGUUGAAGUCGGAGGUCCGCGUUUACGAUGGAGAUCUUGGUUUGGAUAUGAUCCUUCCCAUGCAAGACGAGGAAACUGGUGCCGAGCCACGAGUUUUGAGCGCCAGUAUCUGCGACCCCUACCUCCUACUCAUCAGAGAUGACUCGAGUGCAUUUGUCGCUCAAAUGAACUCAGACGAUGAGCUAGAGGAGGUCGACAAGACCGACAGCGGGUUAACGUCCACAAAGUGGGUAUCGGGCUGCUUAUACGCUGAUACGACUGGGGCUUUCGGCGCGGCACAGGGAGAGACAGGCUCACGCAAUACUUUCAUGUUCUUGCUCAGCAACACUGGUGCACUCCAGGUUUAUGCCCUUCCAGACCUGUCCAAGCCGGUAUACACGGCUGCGGGACUGAGUCACAUCCCCCCCAUUCUCACGCCUGAGUGGGUUGCCAGACGUGGCACUUCCAAGGAAUCUAUCAGCGAGAUUCUUGUGACAGAUCUUGGGGAUAUAGUCGCAAAAUCGCCACAUCUAAUUCUGCGGCAUGCCAAUGAUGAUUUGACUAUCUAUGAGCCCCAUACAAACCCGAACGCCACCUCAAAAAAUCUUAUGUCCUCACUAUUCUUCCGUAAACUACCUAAUAAUGCGUUCGCCAAGUCUAUUGAAGAGCCAGCAGAAGAUGACGACACGGCUGAUGAGGUCCGAACAAUGCCACUGCGCGCCUGCGUCAACAUUGCUGGGUACAGUUCUGUUUUCCUUCCAGGACCAACACCAAGCUUCAUCAUCAAGUCAGCCAGGUCCACGCCAAAGGUAAUCGGGCUCCAAGGGGCUGGCGUCAGAACCCUGAGCUCAUUCCAUACUGAAGGCUGCGAGCGAGGCUUCAUAUAUGCGGAUGCCGAAGGCAUAGCUCGUGUCACGCAGCUACCAGCAGAGUGCAGCUACUCAAUCGGCAUGUCCCUCAGGAAGGUCCCGCUGGAUGUGGACGUUAAUUCUGUGGCAUAUCAUUCCGCCGCUGCAGUGUACACCAUAGGCUGCAACAUCGAAGAGGAGUUUGAACUUCCCAAAGAUGAGGACAGUAAUCCACAGCAGGCACCCUUCUGGACGAAAGAGAAGAUCACCUUCAAACCGGUAUCGGAGCGCGGUAUUUUGAAGCUCGUCAGCCCACAAAACUGGAGCGUCAUUGACAGUGUUGACAUGGAGGCAUGCGAGAUCAUCCUAUGUAUCAAGAGCCUCAACCUUGAGGUCUCCGAGUCUACGCACGAGCGUCGCGAGCUGAUUGUCGUCGGUACUGCUAUCUCAAGGGGCGAGGACCUCCCCAUUCGGGGUCGCAUCCAUGUCUACGACCUGGCGACCGUCAUUCCUGAGCCCGGCCGGCCGGAGACGAACAAGAAGUUCAAGCUUGUAGCCAAGGAAGACAUACCAAGAGGUGGUGUCACAGCAAUCUCGGGUGUCGGCACACAAGGCUUUGUGCUCGUUGCUCACGGUCAAAAAUGCACAGUCCGCGGUCUUAAGGAGGAUGGAACUUUAUUGCCUGUCGCUUUUAUGGAUAUGUCCAACUACGUCACAAGCGUCAAAGAAGUUCCCGGCACAGGUCUGUGCGUCAUGUCGGACGCCUUCAAGGGCGUGUGGUUUACUGGCUAUACCGAGGAGCCAUACAAAAUGUUGCUAUUUGGGAAGAGCAACACCAGGUUAGAGGUGCUGAAUGUUGACUUCCUGCCUGAUGGCAAGGAGCUCUUCAUUGUGGCAGCCGAUGCGGACGGGAACAUGCAUGUGCUCCAGUUCGACCCAGAACAUCCCAAAUCUCUUCAAGGCCAUCUGCUCUUGCACCGUACUACCUUCAACACUGGUGCGAACCUCCCCACAAAGUCAAUGAUGCUUCCGCGCGUCCCCCUGCCGCCCUUGCGUGGGCAAGAGAACGGCGCAGACCUCAAGAACGGUGAUGCAAAAUCACAACCCGGAUCACUGCCAACACAGAUCCUCCUCUUUGCCUCGCCCACUGGCUCUCUCGCGGCUCUCAAUCCGCUGUCUGAGGCGUCAUACCGACGCCUCUCAUCCCUGACAUCGCAGCUCAUCAACACCCUACCUCAACCGGCGGGUCUCAACCCGAAGGCUUACCGUAUGCCGCCAUCAGCGACGCAGACGACCGCCAAGAUGGGACCCGGAAUCGAUUCUGGUGUCGGCACGAACAUUGUAGACGGCGCGAUACUUGCCAGGUGGAAUGAGCUGGCCAGUGGUAGACGGGGAGAGAUUGCUGGGCGGGCUGGAUACUCCGAAACAGAGGAAGUCAGAGCGGAGCUAGAAGGGCUGCUCGGUUGGGGAGGACUGAGCUAUUUCUAGAGGGUGAGCGAGCGGUGCGGUGCAUGCAAAGAUGCAUUAUGGUCUUCUGGGUCUGUUGGUCAUAGGAGCCUCGACAAGGUCAGGACAGGAGGCUUUCGAGGAUGUAAAAAAAGAACGCAUCAGUAGACGAGCGAAAGGCUUGGCCGUUCAGUGGGUGAUGAGUCUUUACCUCAAAAAUUUCUGUAUAUCUAAGUAGAUACCAAUUAAGUCAUCAGGCAUGCCGGGCUUGUUUCUCGUCGCAUACCUCCACC